Messenger RNA from Daphnia pulex (common water flea), 6848 nucleotides. It is a transcript of the gene zfh1, whose product is annotated as zinc finger protein 1-like. The coding region runs from base 878 to 4540 and encodes 1220 amino acids. The transcript has 13 exons. Gene Ontology annotation, molecular function: DNA-binding transcription factor activity, RNA polymerase II-specific; RNA polymerase II cis-regulatory region sequence-specific DNA binding. Gene Ontology annotation, biological process: regulation of transcription by RNA polymerase II; anatomical structure development. NCBI's taxonomy places the organism in Eukaryota, Metazoa, Arthropoda, Branchiopoda, Diplostraca, Daphniidae. The record is from RefSeq and is a predicted model, not a curated record.
GAGAGUGGCCCAGAGAGGGCGUUCGCCUAAAGCUGCCGCACCGUUCCCAAAGUCUCUGCUGUUCUGUAGAAAAGCAGUUGGGUAUUCCUGCCUGGCUGAACUUGAGCGGGUAUUCACCGUUGGACCAGCGAAGGUAGCGCACAGGUCUGCGAGCACGGCUGCAGCACGGCCACGCCAGUUUGGAAAACAACACAACAAAAAACAAUUUUCAUUUUUUAAUUAUUCACAUUUUAUAACAGCAACUUUACGAAAACAAUUUUUGUUUUUCGGUUGGCUCGAUUUUGUUUUUAACAGUGUGACAGUGCGCGUGUCGUGUUUUGGUGCGUCGUGAUUUUUUAGUACGUUCGAAAAUAGUUUUUUGGCUCCAAUUUGGGAGAGAACAACUGAAAUACUUUUGGAAUUGUGGAGAGUGACAAGUGUCAGUGAUUGGGGGCCAUGAUUGAACGAAUCCGAUAAAGUUUGGGAUAAAUAUUUCCCAGUUCAACUCGAAUCGCUCGUGUGUCGAAAAGAAUUCACAGCCCAAGAGUUUGGUUGGUUUCACCUGCACGACAAAACAGACAACUCUUUUUUUUUUUGAAAACAUCUUCCAGAGAAAUUCUAUUAGCACAGUGGUGUGCGCCUUCAUGUGUUUCAACAGUGAAGUUUCUCUCUCGCGUGUCUGGUAGUAGUGCGUGUGUGUGUGUGUGUGUGAGUGUACAUCGUGUGUGUCAGUGCCUGUGUGUGAGAAGUUAUGGUCGACAACUUCUGAACUGCAUUUUCAGUGGUGGAACAACAACAACUAACCGAGUGUGCCCUUCUUCCUCGUGUCUUGUGCCGUGUGAGAAUUGACUUUUUGAAACAUCAUCAGCCCGAAAAACAGACGAGAAACGGGAGGGAAAUGAGAAAGAAGGGACUAUCACGCCGCCUUGUGCCAACUCCUGAUGAAGAGAUGAUUCACAGCGAAGAGGAGACGACAAUGAAGGCGUCGUCGACCAAAAUGUUGGAAGGAGCCCCGAUCAGCCCCAACGGCUCGUCGGACGCCAAUCACAACCUCAACAAACCGCUGUUGGCGACAUGUUCUUCUUCCUCUUCUUCGUCAUCUUCUUCUUCGUCGUCAUCAUCGUCUUCUUCCUCCUCGUUCACCACCGCCACCAACAACAAGCCGAGCAUCAGAGCCGACAACGUUGUCGCUUCUGAUUUCCUCUCCUCGUCUCGUGCCGCAGUCCUCCAGCCGACGCCGACGUCGGUCCACGUCGCCACAGUAGACGGCCGGCCGGAAGACGACGUUGAAGAGGCCGAAGUGGCCACCGAGCCGGAAGAAGUCGAGGAGGAGGAGGAGGAAGAAGAAGAGGAUGAAACCACCUCCCCCGAGGGUCAAUCCCCAACUCCCCGCGACGUCACUCAACGAAUCAACAGCAGCAGCAGCAUUUUGUCGGUGGUCAAAGGCGACGUUGAUGGACCAGAAUCGUCGUCGGGAUUGAUUCAAGCCACGUCGGGGCAAUCCAUCAAGAGUGGCAAGAAAUCAUCCGGCAGCAUCCUGGCUCCUAGAGUUCCCUCCAACAAAAACAAGAGCCGCAGCAAAACAGGGCCAUCAACGGGUCGUCAGGAAGUCGUUGCCGAGUACUUUGCCAAGUGUUGGCUCUGCAGCAAAGGCUUCCCAUCGCCGGCCGUUUUGCGUGAACACCUGCAGAACGUUCAUCACGAAAGUGCGGCCGCAAUCGCCGCCGCCAUGGCUGCCCUUCAGCAGCAGCAACCGCAGCAGCAACAAUCACAACAGCUCGCUACCAGCGGAGUUCAGAGCAGCAGCAUUCAACCAGUGACGUCAGUUCCGGUUGCGACCAGCACAUCUUCGUCGUCGACUUCUUCGUCGCUUUCGUCGUCCUCUUCGACGACUAUCCAUCAGCUUCAGAGGCAUCCGCACGCCUGCCUACAGUGCAGCGCAACCUUCGCCGAAAGAGACGAGCUGGAACGGCACGAGCUGACUCACUCUCCCACCGCUCAAGUGUCGUGUGGUGUUUGCCAGAAGAACUUUGCCAAUGUCUACCGUCUGCAGCGUCACAUGAUCAGCCACGACGAAUCGGCUGGACUGCGUAAAUUCAAGUGCACCUACUGCGACAAGGCCUUCAAGUUUAAACAUCAUCUCAAGGAGCAUGUCCGGAUUCAUUCUGGCGAGAAGCCGUUCGAGUGCGCCAACUGCGGCAAACGUUUCUCCCACUCGGGCUCGUAUUCUUCCCACAUGACCUCCAAAAAGUGCCUCAUCCUCAAUUCCAGGAACAGUCGACCACGUCUGCCAGUGAUGGAUCAGAAAUCCGCUACCACCACUGUGGCAACCGCAGCGCCACUGAGAGCGCCCAGUCCGGUUAUUGGACGCCGCAGCUCGACACCGACCGCAACCGGUGUUGGUAAAUUGAACAGCAGCAACAACAGCUUCAACAAUGUCGUCAACCGCCACGUCAACGGUUACGCUCCCGUCAUGGGUUACCCGAGCCUCUACGAACCGCCCAAAUCGGUCAACGCGGGUGUCAACCCACCUGGCCCCGCUGGCCCGCCUCCGCCGCCUCCGCCGGCUCCCCAUUACUUUAACACAAUACCGGGGAUUGGCUACAAUAGUUCGAGCUUUGCCCACCUUACCCAAUACUUGGUGGCCGCCCAAUUGGCCUACCCGCUGCGCAACGCGUCACUUCACAGCAACACCAGCAGUACCAGUCCCAUAUACAAAGAUAUGGAUCCGGUUGCCUUGGCGGCUGAACUCGACCGUAAGAGGAAACGCUCGGAUUCCGGCAUUGAGGACUCGACCAGCAAGUUUGUCACCGACUCGAAGCUCGGUCGCUACCAGCCAAACGAUGCCAUCACAACGGAACACCAGUCCCCAGCUGAAAUUGAGAAAGUCAAACAGAUCAUUGAAAAGCUCAAUGCUAAUGUCACCCGUCAAUCUUUCGAGGAGAGAGUCCAGCAUGUCAAGAACUCACAGCGCGGACACUACAUCCAUCAUCCUAUUAGUUCCAGCCCUCUUGAGAAACAGCAUCAUGAUUACAGCGAAGGAUUGGCGGCCAAAAUGGAAGAAGAUAACCGGCACGUGCAGGUUUCGCCCAAUAUAACUCCUGGACUAGAGGAUAUGAUUGAAGAGGUUCCCGACACGGAUGACCAGCCGCCUGUGCCGCAUCAGGGCGCUGCCGAUGACGACAUGAGGGAGGAUGCGGCCAGUGAGACUGGCACGGAUGACUCUGGUCUGGUGAUGGCACUCGACCAAGACAGCGUUACGGGCCAGCGCGACGAGAACAAUCCAUCCAAUAACAACCUUGGAGUUGGCCACCUGAACGCCGGAUUCUCUGUCGGCGGAAUCGCCAAGACGUCAGAAAGGACCAGGUCGACGAUAUCUGAAGAUAAAGCAGCCAUUUUGAAGAGAUAUUUCGCACAGCAGCCUCGCCCGAAACGCGACGAGAUUAACCGGUUGAGCCGCGAACUCAACUUCCCGCCUCGUGUUAUUCAAGUCUGGUUCCAAAACGCCAGAGCACGAGACCGCAGGGAAGCCUUAUUUAAUGUAGUCCAUGGUGGCGACGCGUUCCAGUGUCGCCCUAGUAACGGCCAUGGACCCAUCACUGAUCACUAUGCAACACAACAUUUUCCUUCUCAGCCAACGGAUUUAAGUUCCACGGCCGAGCACGAAGAUUUAGAUGAAAGUAGGAACAUAGAAGAGGAAGAAGAAGAAGAAGAGAACGAACAGCCAUUAGAUCUGACUGUCAAGCGAGUGGAAUCCGAGUCGAACUCGGGACACCCGCAAUUAAGAGAAACAUCCGCAGUCGUUGAAAACGGAUUGAAAAUGGAUAGGUCUAUGACGGGGACAUCGCAACUGACCGUGUCGGUGAGCGUCAAAGAGAACGGUAUCGUCCACCCUAAGAAACGCAACUGGAUCAAGAUGGAAGAGGAAGACGACUCUUUCCCCCAUGAAAUCGAAGAGUGGAAAAAGACCUUUGCUGCCGGACUCCACUGCGGAGUUCAGCGCUGUUUCAAUGGCAAAUUGUCGCCGCAAUCGUCAGAUAUUUCUGGAGCUGAGGAAGAAACAUUGAAGCGAUCUUUGGGACCAGUUGGAUCUUGUGACGAAGGAAGCGAGUCACGCGACACUAGCGGUGACGAUGGUGGACACACCACCCCUACGACCAGCAUCACGGCCCGCAGUGGAAAGAAAUCCAAAUUUGGCAGCGGCAGCAGCGUCACUGGUGGUGGCAAGAGUAUCACUCCAGCCCCACCUACGGUUGCGAUGGCAGUAGGCGAUAACAGCGAAGGCCUCUACUCUUGCGAUCAGUGCGACAAGAGCUUCUCCAAACUCAGUUCGUUGACGCGCCAUAAAUACGAACACUCGGGUCAACGUCCUUACCAAUGUGACAUGUGCCCAAAGGCAUUUAAACACAAGCACCACUUGACGGAGCACAAGCGAUUGCACAGCGGCGAGAAACCUUUUCAAUGCCAAAAGUGUCUCAAGCGCUUUUCGCACUCGGGCUCCUACAGCCAGCACAUGAACCACCGAUUCUCCUAUUGUAGACCGUGUCCAGCCAGUUCCUGAACGAAUGGAGAAAAACAAAAACAGCAACAAAACGAAUGAAAGCAACGACGAUGACUUAACCGCCCAUUUUGUUUAUUGCAGCAGAACAUGACCAACGAAACGCACGUCAGCAAAAUCGACUUUGUUCUACAACCAGCAAACACAAAAAAGCUUCUCCCGUUCUACUUGUAAGAAAAAAAACUAUUUUGCAUCCGUGUGUAAACCACUCGUCUGUGCGUGAUUUUGUGUGUUUGUGUAUAGCUCUUUCCUUUCACGUUCUCAUGUCAUUAGUCGUCUAAACGAUCGAUGAUGACAUAUGCAGAUAGAUGAUUGUGCAGGAUUCAGUGCAACGAAAUUCCCCCUGAACGUCGUCUCCUUAAAAAGACGCAACGUUUCCCACCAACCCUCCUCUCCAUUUCCCAUGUUUUUCAUUUUUCUCCUCCAUUUUUAGAAAUCAGACAAAACGCUAUGGUAGUUUUCGGUAGGCCGAAUGUACUCGCGUGUGAAAUUUCUUCAUCCCGUGCCAAAAGAUAGUUUAUAUAUAUAUGAACUUUAAAUGAUUACGCAUAUAUUGUAUAUAUAAACUGGUUGGAGAUGUUGUAGAUUCGGAUGAUCUUCAAAGUGAUUGAAGUACCAAGCAAUACUCAUGUAAACUACAAGAAAAAUCUCCCACCGGUUUAUAUAUUGUUUCGCUAUAUUCUCGUGUUCUUCUCCUUAAUUCUUAAGUUUCUCUUAUAUUACGGUAUCGAAAUUACCAUUAAGUGUUUUUUUUAAAGAAAUGGGUGUCUAGGCAAAACAAAAAAAAAAAAUGCUCUCGUCUUCCUUCAUGUCAAACGACAUUUGCUUUGCGCAUGUAUCCGUGUGUUUAUUUUCACCAUUUUGUUUAGAAAGCGAAGUGGAUGCGGGGAUUAAGUCGUAUUCUUUUUUUCUUCAUUAAAAACCGAGCUGUUUGAUUUGAUUAAUUUUAGUUUUUUUUCUUUGGUCGCCAGCCUAGUCAGGGUGCACCACACGUGCAAUCUCUUAAAAAUUUAUUUGAUUCUUUUUUUUUAUUAUUAUUAUUUUCUCUGAGGCUGGUUGACUUUCAGUUUGACAGGUUUGGAUAUUUUAAACAUUCCUCAUUGAAAACAACCGAGAGAAAAAGAUUCGAAUUUAUUAGAAAAGAAAGGAGAGAAAUACUCAAGGUGCUUGUCUUUCAAGUUGUAUCCUUUAGUUUCUUUAUAAUUUGUACGAAAAAAAGAAUCCAUUUGUUUGAAACUUUUGCACAAGAAUUCCUUCAACCCGUUUCUACAAGUUAGUUAACUCUUUCCCCAUCCGUCUUCCAGCCAAUAUCCUGGAAUUUUUGAUAAGUUGAUUUCAAUAAUUGUUUUUUUUUUCCCUAUGCCGUGUCUUUGACGGACGAGUUGUUGGCCUACUAGUCGGCCGUUAUACCCCACCACUCCCCCGAAUGUUUAUGUUGACCCAUAUUCUCACACAUUUGCACUUGUUCACUGAUGGCACGAUUUUGAAACACUUUCCCUAAGAAAAAAAAUUCCCGUUUCGUUUCAACUGGUAUAUCUCUUUCUCUCUUCAGUAGAGUCGAUCACAAUCGCAGGCCUUGGAAAUUGACACAACCGAAAGAGAAAAAGCUAUUCACGAUAUGCAAAAGUCACAGGUGCCAUAUGUUUUAACGUCUUGCGUUUCAAGCCGCUCUUUUUUUCAUCUCCUUCCCCCAUCUUCCCGCAAGACGCAUUCCAAUGCUUUCAAGACCUUAAAGAAUCUAUUUGGUGUGUUAUCGUUUGCUCUCUUCUCAUUGUAAUGCGCAUGCUGUGAACGAUUCCAUUUUUACUGGCUGGUUGAUUGACGGAAAUUUAAAAGAAAAGAAAAAAACAACCGUGGUGCCUGUUUCACCUUCCAUCAAUCUAAUUAUAUUAAAAACACACACACAAAAGAGAUUGAUCCUUAACCCCAUUUCUGUCUCAUUCCUCCCUACUGUCAUUCCUUUCAUCCGAUUUUUGUAUGUUUUCCUCCUCUCGGAAAUUUCGAUCCCCUGUUUCAAUCAUUUUAAGAAUCUCUCAGUUCGCUGAAUCUCUCCUGGAAUGUUUAUUUGUUUUAAGAUCGGAAGAUUUCGAUCGUUCUAUUUUCAUUUAUCUCUGGUUAUUUUUUUUUUUUUUACUAUCGAAUGUAUAGCUAGCCAAAUGUUCUGUGUCAAUGAUUAUAUACAACGAAAAAGAUUUUCUUUCUCUCGUGUAAUGUGGAAAAAAUUACGAAUAUGAUGUGUGCAUUCAGAAAAAAUUGUUGUUCGCGCCGUUUUUUCUUUUACGAAAUUUACAAUAAAUCUUUCUCCUUUGAA